ACUACAAUACCCAUGAGCCUCUGUUCCAAGCGUCCUGUGGGAAAGAGCCCAAAAGCAGAAAUGGCACCAAAGCAGUUUAGUAGUUUGAACAAGGAUGUGAAAAACGCCGUGGAUGUAAGUGACGCAGCAGUGUCGCGUCCUCGCGGUCCAAUCACCGAGCAGCUCGGACUUCACUGACUGCAGUUGCUAUGGAGCUGAUGGCAACACCGAUACAAACUUUUCGCCCUCGAUGCUUCCCAGUGAAAAGAACAGAGGAAUUCGUCUCAUCUUGGGAGCAGAGAGACGCCGCGUGUCAUAGAAAUGCAGGUCCACUCGGUUCCGCUCGGCUCCGUCACCAUCGGACCUCGGUCUUGGCGCGACGGGACGGUCCGUUCCAUCCGGCGAGCGGAGCGCCUGGUGCGGGACACCUGGGCCGGGCGGGGCGUCAGCGGCCGACCCCGGGUCUGCAGCGCUGGGCCCGGGUUCACCGCAAGAGCCACGGACGGGCCCGCAGAACCCGCAGAAGAGGAGGCCACGGGGGAGAAAUGCGGGAGUCGUGACCGCAACGGUGAAGUUAAAACCUCGAGGCCCCAAACUACAGGAGGAGUGAGGACCGUCCCGUUCCCGGCCACCUGCUGGCGCGAGCAGUGCGCCGGGGCCAGCGUUGCGGUGGCCACCGAGUACAUGCGGAGGGUGCGGGAGGUGGAGGGCCAGCUGCGCAGACAGGCCGCGCGCGUGAGCCAGGAGGGCAUCCGGCUGGACAGGGAGCGGGGGCACCUGGAGAAGAUGCUGCGCAGCAUCAGCACCGAGCUGGCGGUCAACAGGAGGAGCUCGGAGGACAGGACCCGGAGGCCCAACACUGCGGAGACGGAGCGGGACGGUGCCGAUUACCUGCUGCUGUGUGAGAGACGGGAGCUGACGGAGCUGAAACUGGAUCUGGAGGGAGCGCUGAGGAGCACGCUGACGCAGCUACAGGCGCUGGGUGAGAGCAGCAGGCGGCUGCGGGACUGCGCCGGUGAGCGGGCUCGCGUCCUGGAGCUGCUGCCCCACAGCGGCUCCGCUGCGGCUCAGAACCUCCCUAAAACGGACCCGACCAGCGCCUUCACCCCAGAGUGUCAACAGGUUCUGGACUCGUCCACUUCGGCCGUCGCUCAGUCGCAGCAGCUGAGGGACGGCGCCAGGCGGCUGCUCAGCAGCGCCAUCGCCAGGCAGAAAGCAGCCCAUCGGGCUGUGAACGACGGGCUGGUGAAGAAGGUCGCAGAGACCGUCGCUCUGCAGCAAAAUCUGGCUUUGGUGACGGCAGCCACCAGACAGGCCAUGUUUCGCAAGCAGAGGGAAAUUAACUGCAUCCGCCACAGUUAUGGCAGAGCCCAGGGUCCAGAGCACAGUGGUGACGUUCUGUCCAGGGAGAAGCUCAACAGGCCUCUGGUGCACGUCUACCAGCGACACCCGGGGACGCAGCUCCCGGAGGCGGCGCUGCUCAUCCAGGGCAGCGCGAUGCUCAGGCGGCGCCUCGAGUCCUCGGAGGGGGAGCUGGAGAGGCUGCAGCUCACGUGCCUGCAGCUGCAAAACGACCUGCGUGGCAAGAACGCAGCCGCUCAGGUGGACGCAGGCGUCGUCCGCAUGAGGCGCCGGCGCGUGGACGUCCGCGCAGUGCCCGCGCUCCUCCAGCAGGGGGCGCCCAGGAGCGCUGCAGGGGGCACCGAGGUGACGGGAGCGUGUCAGUGAUGGAGAAGCCCGUGCAACAAGCGCCUGUUAGUAAAAGGGGACCAGUCUGUUUAUUACCUGUUUCCUCCUGCUCCUCUUGUCUCCUACAGUCUGUUAGUGCAGUUUGCAGUGUUUUCUUAGUACUUCAGACUUGGGGUUGUUUUUAACACAGUUGUUAGUAGUUCUAGUUUUCCUAAUUCUGUUCCCAAAACUGUACUUAUUAAACCAUUAAAACCA
Betta splendens (Siamese fighting fish) is the source of this 1923-nucleotide messenger RNA. It is a transcript of the gene tektl1, whose product is annotated as coiled-coil domain containing 105. The record is from RefSeq and is a predicted model, not a curated record. NCBI's taxonomy places the organism in Eukaryota, Metazoa, Chordata, Actinopteri, Anabantiformes, Osphronemidae. The transcript has 8 exons. The coding region runs from base 301 to 1707 and encodes 468 amino acids.